Molecule: messenger RNA, 3660 nt
Organism: Dictyostelium discoideum AX4
Lineage: Eukaryota; Evosea; Eumycetozoa; Dictyosteliales; Dictyosteliaceae
Exons: 5
Coding region: 1-3660 (1219 amino acids)
Source: RefSeq, a predicted model, not a curated record
AUGGGUGGUUCUAAUCAAAUAAUUUUUAAAUCAUUAUUAAUACUGAUUUUUUUAUUAUUUACUUUAGACCCAAUUUUUACGGCCACAACAGAUGAAAUAACAUGUCUAAAUAAUUUUAUAUCAAAAUUUAAUAUUUCUACAGUUUAUAAUAAUUAUUGUUCAAGUUUAGGAUUUAGAUGUUUAAAUGGAAAUGGUGUUGUUCAAAAAAUUUCAUUGUUUGCAAAUCCAUUUACAACAAAUGGAGAAUAUGUAGUUCCAACUGAUUUAACAUGCCUACCAUCACUUGAGGAAAUAUAUCUUUAUAAUUUUAAAGUUUCAUCAGAUUUAUUAUAUUAUAAAUUUUCAACAGUUUAUACAUAUAAUUAUACAAAUAUUAAAACAAUUGAUAACAGUUUAACAAAUGGUUUUACACAAUUAUUACCAAGUUCAAGUCAAUCAUAUGGUUAUUAUCAGAUUUCUAGUGAUGAAUUAAAAUCAUUUACUUUAAAAUUAUCAUAUUUAGCUAAUGUCCAACAAUUUACAUUGGGAAGUGGAUCAAGAGUUUAUAUUGAUUGUGAUUCUGCAUAUAAUACUUCAAAGCUUGUUGUAUUAAAUGUUGAAGGUGCAAUUAACUAUCCAAAUGUUACAAACCUUUUAAAAUUUCAAACUCAAACAUAUACUUUUACAGAAGAGUUUUUAGAAUCAUCAAUUUCCAAUUUUACAACUGCACCAAAAUACGGGUCAGUUACAGCCAUUCACCCACUCAACAAAAUUUAUCCAUACUAUGGUAAUUUAAAUAGAAAUAUCUAUACAUUUACCUCUACAGCAAGAUAUUCAGCACCAUCAUCAAUAAUAGAUUUAUCAGGUUUUUCAUUCUUUUAUUUAACAUUAAAUAAUGUAGGUCCAGAUUUUAAUGUAAAUGGUAAAUUCCCAUUUUCAAUCAAUUCAAAUAGAUAUACAGAUGUUAAAGUUUAUGGUGGAAAUUAUACUGUUUUCCCAGAUAUAGUUUCAACAAUUAAUUCAGAUUUAUCUAUUAAAAACAAUGGUUUAAGUAUGGAACUUCCAAAAUUCAAAGGUGUAACAAAAUAUCCAAUUGAUCUUUCAAAUAAUAAUCUUUAUGGUACAAUUGAUAAAUCUUGGUGUAAAGUCUCUUUAAAUGUAGCAAAUAAUAGUUUAUCUGGAGAAAUUCCAAGUUGUUAUGCAUGUUAUUUAAAUGUUGCAGAUGUUUAUAAUAAAUUUAUUGGAAAUUCAUUUACAAAUUUAAUUUCAAAUUAUCAAUGUACAACUUUUAAGCCAAAUAUAAGUAGAGUUUAUUAUUCUACCAAUACACUUAAAAUUACAGGUGUUGAUAUUGGUCAUGAUCCAAAGAAUUAUGUUUAUAAUGGAGCAACUCCAGAUUCUUGGGGAACAUCAAUUCCUGGUUUUGAAUAUACAAUUACCUAUAAUUCAGCAGAUUUUUCAAAACUUUCAUAUUUUAAUCUCCAAUUUAAAAAUCCAAUUCCAGCAGUUACCUACACAUUCCCUUCAAUCCCACAAGCACCAACACCAACAAGUGUUAAAGUAAUUAAUGACCAAUUAACAAUUCCAGGUACCUUUUUUUCAAGUUAUAUGGGAAAUUUAAUUCAAACAGUUUUAGUAGCAGGUAUUGAUUGUACUGUAACUUCAGUUAAUUUCUAUUCUUUAACUUGCACUGCAGUUUCACCAUUACCAACAACUGAGGAUAUUCAAUUUUUAAAAAUUCAAACUGGAAACCUAACUAGAAGAGCAUAUAUUAAAACUGUUAACGAGUCAUUAAAUAAUGUUUUAUGUACAAAUUGUAAUGGUAAUGAUCAAGCUUGUGAUAUGAGUUCUGGUACUUGUUAUGCUUCUUGUCCAAAUGAUUGUAGCGGCUUUGGUACUUGUAAUAAUCAAACUGGUGUUUGUACUUGUGAUGCAAAUCGUCAAGCUUUAGAUUGCUCACUUCCUUAUUUUGAAUGUCCAGCCGAUACCUGUGGUACUAUAAUUAAAAAUUCAUUCUGUAAUAAUCAAACUGGUGAAUGUAAAUGUGAUUCAACACAUCAAGGUAGUGAUUGUUUAACUCCAUAUAUUGAAUGUAAUUUUAGCUGUGGUUUUGGUACUUGUAAUAACCAAACUGGUCUAUGUGUAUGUGAUUCAACUCAUCAAGGCUAUUAUUGCAACAAUCCAUUAAUACCUUGUUUAAAUAAUUGUUCAGGACAAUAUUGUGAUACCUAUCAAGGUAUAUGUUAUUGUGAUUAUGAUCACCAAGGUGAAGAUUGUUCAAAAGAUUUUAAAGAAUGUCCAGUAUUUAAUGAUUAUUAUUGUAAUGACAAGGGUGAAUGUGAUUUUGAAACUGGUAUUUGUAGUUGUUUCUCAAAUUCAAGCUUUACAGGACCAGCUUGUUCAAUUGCAGAUCAUUAUAUUUCAUCAGUUAUUCCAUCAUUUGAAGAAGGUGGUGAUGCAAUUUUUAAUGGUUGGUUUGGUGAUGAACAUAUAAAUUUAACUUUAACAAUUGGUGAUAAACAAUGUACUCCAAUAUUAUCUAAUUCUUCAACUUCUAUCACUUGCAAAGCAAAACCCGGUAGUGGAAUUAAAAAUGUAAUUUUAUUUCAAAAUGAUUUAACAUAUACAGCAAAUAAUAUUUAUCUUUAUAAGACCCAAAAUAAAACAUUACAAUGUCCUAAUCAAUGUUCAAAUAAAGGUACAUGUAAUUCAACAACUGGUGAAUGUAAAUGUUAUAAAGGUUAUGGUUCUUUUGAUUGUAGUACAUUAUCAAAUGGUGAUAAAGAUCUUGGUGAAUCAAAUACUGGUGGUAAUGGUGGUAAUGGUAGUAAUCCACCAAAUGAAUCUGUUAUUGAUCCAAAUAAAGGUGGUGCUAAUGUUACAAAUCAAGAAGUUAAUUUCCAAAUUUAUUUUGAAUCAUUACUUGAAAUUGAUUUUAAUGGUAAUACAGUUUACGAAUAUUCUUUACAAAGAAAUUGGGAAUUAGAAAUAAAAAAUCAAACAUUGAAUGAAAAUAAAUAUGUAUUUAAAAAAACAAUUCAAGAAUCUUGUUUAAUUAUUUCAACAGUUGAAGAAAUUAAUGAAAAUAAAAAUUUAGAAUUUGCAGGUGAAACUUUUAUAAUUGAAAGUGGUUCAAUCAAAUUUACAAUUUCAAUUAAUAACUAUCAAUAUAAAAGUAGUUUAAAUACAUUAAAAUUAAAUUUUAUUUCAUCAGUUAAUCAAUUAUCAAAUGAAAAUAAUAAUGAAAAUGAUUGUAAUGAAAAACAAACUUCAAUUUCUACAAAUGAUAAUUUAUCAAAUUUCAAUUACAUAAAGAUUUCAAAAAAUAAUAAGGUGUUAAGUGGAAGAUUCGUUAAUAGAUUAGUUUCUGAUGGAAAAUCAACAUUUUUAUCAACUACAACAACAAAAUUAUCAGAUUCAGUUAUUGUAUCAUUAUCUUUACCACAUUGUACUAAAGAGUGUAUUAUUGAUCCAGAUUUUUCAGUUUUAUUAGAACCAGAUUUUAAGAGUGAAUGCGAAACUGAUUCAGAUAAACGUAAUUGGGUUAUACCAGUUGCAGUUGUACUUCCAGUGGCAGGUGCAGCAGCUUUAGCUACUAUUGGUGGUGUAAUAUAUAAAAAGAAAUAUAUUGAAAACCCAUUAAAAAAGAAACUUCAAGGUAUUGCAAAUAGAAAUUCUUAA